GGCCGCGGGACCGAAGGGGCCCGAGCGGCGGCUGCAGAGCCCUAGCCCGAGAUUGGCGAGGGAGGCUGAGGUCGUGGCGGCGGCGGGAGAAGAUGGUGGCAGUAGAGGUAGGAGCGGCUGGAGUGGAGCUUUAUUCCCAGGCUUGGCACCAACGCUGUCAUUAGCGCCGCCUGCUCCCGCGGGCCCGCGGACCCAGCUGUCAAGCAAGCCGGGCAGAACAAAAUGAGAGCGCUUUGAGCCGGCCCAACUUCUCUCCCAGCCGUCCCUGACGCCCACCAUGAACCACUUGGAGGGGCCCGCGGAGGCGGAGGUGGAAGUGACCGACGAGGCGGCAGGCGGGGAGGUGAACGAGUUGGUAGAGGCCGACCUGGAGCACCCCGAAGUGGAGGAGGAGCAGCAGCACUAUGGGGGCCGACCCCCGCGCGGGCGCGCUGUCGAAGACCUCCGAGCAUCGCCCGGGCAGCAGCAGGAAGAGGAGGAGCGCGGGGAGUGCCUGGCGCGCUCUGCCAGCACCGAGAGCGGCUUUCACAACCACACGGACACCGCUGAGGGCGACGUUAUUGCCGCGGCCCGCGACGGCUACGACGCCGAGCGCGCGCAGGACCCAGAGGACGAGAGCGCAUACGCCGUGCAGUACCGACCCGAGGCCGAGGAGUACACGGAGCAGGCGGAGGCCGAGCAUGCCGAGGCCACGCACCGCCGCACACUGCCCAACCACCUGCACUUCCACUCGUUGGAACACGAGGAGGCCAUGAACGCGGCAUACUCGGGUUACGUCUACACGCACCGGCUCUUCCACCGCGGCGAGGACGAGCCCUACGCUGAACCCUACGCCGACUACGGGGGCCUCCAGGAGCACGUGUACGAGGAGAUCGGAGACGCGCCCGAGCUGGACGGGCACGACGGCCUGAGGCUGUACGAGCAGGAGCGCGACGAAGCAGCCGCGUAUCGCCAGGAGGCCCUGGGCGCGCGGCUGCACCACUAUGAUGAACGCUCCGACGGCGAGUCUGAUAGCCCGGAGAAGGAGGCCGAGUUCGCGCCCUACCCGCGCAUGGAUAGCUACGAGCAGGAGGAGGACAUCGACCAGAUCGUGGCUGAGGUCAAGCAGAGCAUGAGCUCACAGAGCCUCGACAAAGCAGCCGAGGACAUGCCCGAGGCCGAGCAGGACUUGGAGCGUGCUCCUACCCCAGGCGGGGGCCGCCCCGACAGCCCUGGCCUGCAGACGCUGGCGGGGCAGCAGCGGCUGGCGAGUACCGUGGGCAGCGAGGCGGUGCAGCGGUACAGCAAGGAGAAAAGGGAUGCCAUCUCGCUGGCCAUCAAGGACAUCAAGGAGGCCAUCGAGGAAGUGAAAACCAGGACCAUCCGUUCGCCUUACACCCCCGACGAGCCCAAAGAGCCCAUCUGGGUCAUGCGCCAGGAUAUUAGUCCCACCAAGGAUUGUGACGACCAGAGGCCGGUGGAUGGAGAUUCUCCAUCUCCUGGCAGUUCCUCACCCCUGGGUGCAGAGUCUUCAAGCACAUCCCUUCAUCCCAGUGACCCCUCGGAAGCCUCCACAAAUAAAGAGUCAAGAAAAAGCUUGGCUUCAUUCCCAACCUACGUUGAAGUUCCCGGACCUUGUGACCCCGAGGACUUGAUCGAUGGAAUCAUUUUUGCCGCCAAUUACCUUGGCUCCACCCAGCUGCUCUCAGACAAAACUCCCUCCAAAAAUGUGCGCAUGAUGCAGGCCCAGGAAGCAGUCAGCAGGAUUAAGAUGGCCCAGAAAUUAGCCAAAAGCAGGAAGAAGGCUCCUGAAGGUGAAUCUCAGCCAAUGACCGAGGUGGAUCUCUUCAUUUCCACGCAGAGAAUCAAAGUGUUGAACGCCGACACGCAGGAGACGAUGAUGGACCACCCUCUGAGGACCAUUUCCUACAUCGCAGACAUCGGGAACAUCGUUGUGCUGAUGGCCCGUAGGCGGAUGCCGCGCUCCAACUCCCAGGAGAACGUGGAAGCCUCUCACCCGUCCCAGGAUGGAAAAAGGCAGUACAAGAUGAUCUGCCACGUCUUUGAGUCCGAGGACGCCCAGCUGAUCGCACAGUCCAUUGGGCAGGCAUUUAGCGUGGCAUACCAGGAAUUCCUCAGGGCCAACGGGAUUAACCCCGAAGAUCUCAGCCAGAAGGAGUACAGCGACCUGCUCAACACCCAGGACAUGUACAACGACGAUCUGAUCCACUUCUCCAAGUCGGAAAACUGCAAAGAUGUCUUCAUAGAGAAGCAGAAGGGGGAAAUCCUAGGUGUGGUGAUUGUGGAGUCUGGCUGGGGAUCCAUCUUGCCAACCGUGAUCAUAGCCAACAUGAUGCACGGAGGACCAGCAGAGAAAUCAGGGAAGCUGAAUAUCGGGGACCAGAUCAUGUCCAUAAAUGGCACCAGCCUGGUCGGCCUGCCUCUGUCCACCUGCCAGAGCAUUAUUAAGGGCUUGAAGAAUCAGGCCCGGGUCAAGCUGAAUAUUGUGAGGUGUCCGCCGGUGACCACCGUGUUGAUCAGGAGACCAGACCUUCGCUACCAGCUGGGGUUCAGUGUUCAGAAUGGAAUUAUCUGCAGCCUCAUGCGAGGGGGCAUAGCGGAGAGGGGAGGCGUCCGCGUGGGACAUCGCAUCAUUGAAAUCAACGGGCAGAGCGUGGUCGCCACCCCGCACGAGAAGAUUGUCCACAUCCUCUCCAACGCCGUGGGGGAGAUUCACAUGAAGACGAUGCCGGCUGCCAUGUACAGACUGCUGACGGCCCAGGAGCAGCCCGUGUACAUCUGAGGCUGCACCCGCGCCCGCGGCAUGCAUGGAGGACUCUCCUCACUUGUGGUUGUGUUUCUCGUGCUGCAUCUGUGUGCCCACUGAGACAUUCCCCACUCACGCCCAGCACUCGGUCUGACACAGGAGGAAAAGAAUCUACAGAGACCUCCCUCUCUGUGCUCUGUCUCUCUCCAGUUUGCAUUUUUUGUUUUUAAUACCAGGGAAGUUUUGUAUGCGCUCCCUUGAGGGUUGUCACCACCCAGGAAGAAUCCUCGCUUCCCCAGAGGUGCAGCCCUCUCUGAGGAGCUCCUGGGGGGUGAAGAAGAAGCUGACUCAGCAGUGCCUACAGUCCAGUCGCUGAUCUCUGCUCUCCUCCCCUCCGUGUUCGGGAACCUGGUCGUAACAGGGGGGCCGGCCCAUGUCUUUAUAGAUAAGCCUGCCCACCGUGUCCUGGGGGCAGCAUACGUUACAUCCACCCAGGAUUUCUGAGCCAACCUUACGCCUCUUCUAUCGCUGGUUUCAGUUUCAACAUAAUUGUGUUUUCUAAUCUGAGCCUUUUCACCCAAGGAUCGAGGGAAACUGCCCUGGACAAGGAAACCACCACAUUGCAGAGAACUGGGCGAUUUCCAGGGUAUCUCAGCUUCCUGAGGUUACCAGCCGUUAGAUAAACUCGGGCAGGCACUCUCUGCCUCCUUCGGCAUCUCACAUGUCCGUACACAGUCUCACUGGCACAUAGACCACCCUUCCCUCCUCCCUGCCACCAAGGAGGCACCCAGAGCCCCUGGAAAACCCAUAUCACCUCCCCACAAGACCCCUUCCCCCGGCAGGUGAGGCCUGUGGGGGCUGCUGAGCUCUGUUUGGAGAGAGACGUCCUUCUGAGGCCCGGCCCUGCCAGCAGCGCCUUGGCUUGUGUUCUAGUGGGAGCCCCCUUGCACCCCCACCCUCCAUGUGCACACACAUCACGCUGGGAGUCUGGGAGGGAUGGACUGCUCCCCUUGAGGCGAGGAUCCUAUGUCACUGUGUUGUGCUUCCUGGCCCGAGGUGGGACCAGCCUUCCCUGCUCAGGACCACUAGGCAGGCUGUGACAUUUGAAAGGCCAAACCAAGUACAUAAACCCCACAAUUAUGGGGACCGUCGUGACCUCAAGCAAUGCCUAAGGAUCUCCAAAUGUGUCCCAGAAAGAGCGUGCUGCCUCGGGGGGCCUGACGGAGCUUGUCUUUGGCGUGGAAUAUUACAUGUUUUCAUCCGGUGCCUCAUGUCCAUGGGUUUCGUCUCCGUUCAGUGCUGAUGUUUUCGUAGUAUCAGGAUUCUGAGCCAAUUUUUGUGUACUCUUGGUCCAAAGAGCGUUUUGUUUUCAUGUGGGUGGGGUGUGGCUUGGUUUGGUUUCUGUUUUGUUUGCAACCUCAGGAGAGACAGGGGAAGAGAAAGUAAUAUAUUUUGUGAUAUUAAUAUAGUCCCUCUUCUCAACAUCUGGGAUAUUUAGGUUGUGUCUGUGCAAAUAGGAACCCGGUGAGCUCUUGUGGGGCAGUAAGUAUUUAUAUACCGAAUGGAGGGAUUUGGGGAAGGGAGAAAAUGGGAAAAGAAUAGCACCAGGAGACUUCCACCAGAGAUGUGUUCGUCAGGGCCCCAGGGAUCUCUGAGUUUUAUGCUUAGAGUCGCAAACCUGAACUUUUCAUCAGCGUUAAAUGGCUGGACUCCCAGUGUCACUAGACGACAAGCACUGCUCAAGAGUGGCGGGGCUGCCCCUUUGCCAAGGGUCCAGGGUGGGCAGUUGGGAACCCCUGGAUCGCCUUUGAGGAUGCUUAGCUGAGUGCUGCUGGGAGACCCGCCCCAAGCCUGACCUACCACACAUGAGAGGAGCCAGGAACCUCAGCUCCAGGUUGUCCAUUUACCAAACUAUAGUGUCUGAUGAUAUAAGUAAAUACUGAAGAGUCAUAAGUUCAUAUUUCCUUUGCCAGACAGAGGUGGUGAGCCAGCAUUGAGGUAUGCUGGGUGGUAUUUCAGGCAUAAGGAGCCUUAGGAAAUCACCAACACCGUCUACUCCCAGAGUGACUGCUCAGGGCAUCUGCCUGCCUGGCCAGGGGACAGGAACCCUGUCAUCACAUCCCUGGGCGGCCUCCUGCAUAAUUACAGGGAAGUAUCUUCACCCAAAGGAGAGAGGAGAUAGAAUGUACUUUAUUUGCUGUGGCGCAAAAAUCUUGGAAAGUGUCUUGGCAGAUGUUGGUAAACUCUCCUAGAAGGCUAUAGUACUUUAAUAUAAGAUUAUCCAUCACAUACUCUUGUGUUACUAAAAGUGGUUUCUCACCCCGAAUAUGUCUGUAGCUUGGUCCACAUUCAGCCGGGUGAAGUGUAUUCAUUUCCCUGCUCCCACUGGAUAGAGGGAAUUAACCCACCUUUGGAAAUUAACCAGAGGCAGAAUCUUAAUAGUAACUGUUUUUGAAAGUCCCCCCGGAGGUGGUGGUCCAUUGCCUUUCUGACAUCCCAGUUUAUAUAGUUAUACUUGUAAAUAUCUGAAAACCCCAUGUAAUGGGGAAGACUGUACAGAGCAGCCUUCCCAAACAUGGCCCUGGACAAAAAGCCACUCUUGCUGCCUGGCUAGAUCGUGCUGUUGACUCAGCUUUCGGGACAGAUUCCCAGAUCCGUCAACCCCUCCUGGUCCAGCCAGGAUGCCCCAGAACCCACCCACCUCGGUCUUCUCAAAUGUGAGCAUUUCAGGGAGCCACCAUCACCCUUGGGUUCACGAGAGGACAGAGCCCCCAGAGCCCCAUGCCUGGAGCCUGCUCCCCUCCCCGCAGCGGCUCCUCCAGACCUGGAACCCAUCCCUGGGGCGCUGGACUCGCGUUGCUGCCGCCGGGUCUGCUUUCUGAACACACCCAUCAGCACUGGCCUCGGAGAGUCCCAGAGUAACCUACUACCUCCCGCAUCGCUCCCGCCAGCCCACAGCCCUAUUCACACCCUAGACGCUGUCCACGCGCAGAUGGCACCCCGCCACGAGCCCUUCUCGGGUCCCCAGACCCAGCGGUGAGGCUGUUAACCAAUGUUUACAACCAAGGGCACCCACCUCCUUGUAGGUGUGUUUACUCUCCCACCCACACGGCCACUUGCUGGUUUGAGUUUCACGUCUGUCUGCUCCUUCCCUGAUUGAGGCCGACUUUGGGGCUGACUUGAGCACACACACAACACACACACACACACACACAUCCCCCCCCCAUCUUUGGUCCCACCCCUCCCUCAAGGCCGUGGUGGGGACGCUGUGGGAAGGACAUUCCUUGUACAUAUUCAGCACAGCCCCUAAAGUAUCAACUUGUACUAUUGUUCUGUAAAGAGGGUGGAAUAGAGCUUAUUGUAAAGCGUGGGGAGAAGUAUAGUAUUGUAUUUGUAACAAUAUGGUUCUUUGUAUACACAAAACUCGAUCUCUAUAUAUAAAUAUAAAUAAAUCUAUAAAUAAGAUAUAUAUACACGUGAGCCUGGAAUGUGGAUGCCGCACACCCACUGAAUGUACUUCCUCUGACAGUCCGGUCCCAGGGCUGGCCCGCCCUCCCCUUCCUCCGUACCGUUUUGGGGGUCGUGAUGUAUGUAAUGUGUUCUCUUCCUUUAUUUAACUGAACGCUAAUGUCUGUUAAGAGUUGCUACAACAAUAAACAAGAACUUCACCUCUUG
Phacochoerus africanus (Common warthog) is the source of this 6421-nucleotide messenger RNA. It is a transcript of the gene APBA1, whose product is annotated as amyloid beta precursor protein binding family A member 1. Gene Ontology annotation, cellular component: plasma membrane; cytoplasm; dendritic spine. Gene Ontology annotation, molecular function: amyloid-beta binding; protein binding. NCBI's taxonomy places the organism in Eukaryota, Metazoa, Chordata, Mammalia, Artiodactyla, Suidae. The coding region runs from base 278 to 2782 and encodes 834 amino acids. Gene Ontology annotation, biological process: chemical synaptic transmission. The record is from RefSeq and is a predicted model, not a curated record. The transcript has 13 exons.